AAGAAAACGUUAUAAGCUAAAUAAUGCAUGCAUCACAUCAAUUCAUAUGAAUUAAAGUUAAUAAUUUUAUGUAUGACGGGUUAAGAUUGCGUGUGAAUCUUGAAGUAUCCAUUGAAGAAUUAAGUCAGAUUAAGUUUCCUUUAAGAAAAUAUCAGCUUUCUAAUAAAACAUUUUAUUUUCGUCCAAAUUUUACCUGAAUGAUUUUGUUGGUUCAUAUUGAUUUUACUUUAUUUACAUUUAGAUCAUGUUUAAUAAAGAUAAAGACCAAAAUUAAACAGAGGGGAAAAUAUAUUGAAAGUAAAACCGGUAGUAGAUAGGAGAUAUUCAUUUGACAACUGUAAAUUGGUACUAAAACUUGUUUUUGAAGAUGAACAAAAAUUGUGAUAAAAUACAAUGGAAACAACCUUGAUGAUGAAAUGUAAUCAACCUCAUACCUGUAAUUUGUUUUCCACGUUUACGAUCCAUUUAAGAGAUCUGUAAAAAUGAUAAUGAAUAAUUUCACUGUGAUAAUAUCUAAACGACAAUGAAGGACAAACAGUUUGAGGAAGAGUUACUGUUGUCAGAGUACUGUUUACAACACCAUGACAGUAAAAGUUCUGACAGUGAUGAAUCUCCCUUUCAUUACUCACCGGUUCAUAAGGAGACAUCACCUCGCACCAAACUUAUCGUGGACCAUCGGAAGUCAAGGUCACCAUGUGGAUCACUGUAUGUCCUGGCUGCCUCCGUUAUGGCAUCACUGGGAGGAAUACUGUUUGGAUAUGAUAUAGGUAUUAUAUCUGGUGCUAUAUUACAACUAAAGGAAAAGUUCUGCUUGUCAUGUUUCGAUCAAGAGUUAGUUGUCAGCUCUAUGUUAUUUGGAGCUUUACUUGGAUCUUGUUUCGGAGGUAUGAUAAUAGACUGGUUUGGAAGACGUUUUACCAUUAUAGUAAAUGCUGGAGUAUUUACAAUUGGUGCUGUAAUAGCUGCUGGGGCACCUGUCUUCUAUGUUGUGGUAAUUGGUCGUGUUGUAUUAGGAUUUGCUGUGUCUGUGUCAGCCAUUGCAGAAUGUAUUUAUAUCUCAGAGAUUGCACCAGCUAAAAGACGAGGUUUGUUGGUGUCAUUAAAUGAACUUGGUAUAACAUGUGGAUUACUGAUUGCUUACUUAGUUAACUAUGCAUGCAUAGAUAUUGAAAAUGGAUGGAGAUAUAUGUUUGUUAUUUCUGUGAUCCCAGCUGUUAUACAAGGUAUUGGGAUGAUAUUUUUACCACCCAGUCCGAGAUUUCUGAUGUUACAUAAACAAGAAACUAAGGCUGAAGCUGUUUUAUUGAAGCUGAGAGGAGGAUGCAAUGUAGAGAAAGAAAUAGACAACAUCAGAACAGCUGUUCAUCAUGAAAAGAAUACUCAUUGCUGUGAUAUCUUUUCUAAUUCUAAUAAUAUGAGGGGGAGAUUGUUUAUUGGAGCUGGUCUUGUCUUUUUCCAACAGUUUACUGGACAACCCAACGUUUUAUACUAUGCCUCCACCAUAUUACAAGCUGUAGGAUUCCACACAGACUCUGCUGCCACUCUAGCGACAGUUGGAUUAGGUGGUGUAAAGGUUCUUAUGACAAUAGUAGCAUUGCUUUGUGUAGAUAGAUGGGGACGUAGAAAGUUCUUACUGGUAGGAGCUACAUUGAUGGGGAUGUCAUUACUAGUUCUAGGAUUAGUGACUCAUUACGACUCAGGAGAGUCAAUCGCUAAUCCGUGUCAAGAAGAUAUAUUUUGUCAGAGCUUUAAUUCAUCGUCAGUAUUGUUAAAUUCCUCGUUAGAAAUCCAGACUCAUGUGAGAGAAGUAACUGUGAUAUCAAACUUUACUGCUAACACAACAAUUAAUCCUACUGUACCAUUUAAAUUACAUGGAGAUGAUGCUGGCAGAGUUAUGGCCUUCACAGCUCUACUUACAUUUGUUGCUGCUUAUGGAUUUAGUUUUGGUCCAAUUAGUUGGUUAGUUCUAAGUGAGAUCUUCCCUUCUGCCAUUAGAGGACGUGCAAUAGCCUUGACAACAACUCUCAACUGGGGGACCAACUUAGUUAUAUCUGCUGUGUUCCUAGAUAUGAUAAAUGGAUUUGGAGUAUCUGGAACAUUCUUUUUCUUCAGUUCUGUAUGUAUAGUAUCAGUCAUAUUCAUAUUCACCACUAUACCAGAGACUAAAGGCAAAUCAUUAGAACAGAUCUCAGAAGAAAUGAAUAAAAGCUUUCCAUGUUGUUGUGAUUGUCAAUGUUGUUGAUCUAUAAUAUCUGGGAUGAAGGCUCGCUGUUUUAGAUGUUUAAGAUGUUUUACUGUAUACAAAACAGAUUUACAUCAAAGUACAUAAUAGAUUACAGAGAAAUCUCAUGAAUAUAAUUGUUGUGGAAUGUAACCAUGCUGCAGAAACUAUAUCUUAUUGAUAAAACUUUCUCAAAAAGAUUAUUAUAUAUUAUUGGAUUGUCCUGCAUCAUUUUUGUAACUCAAAUCUCUUUAUUUGCAAAGAAAUUGUAUUUAGAAUAUCUUCCCUGUUGCAUUAUGUUAACUGUUUAUAUUAAUACAUUUGAUUUGAUUUGAUUUUGCAACCAUGUUUUUAUUUGGGUGCAAAUCCAGAUAUUGAUUAAGGUCUUAAUUAGACCGUAAUCUAGUUCGUAUUUGUAGGUUAAGUUUGAACUUGAUGAUUGUGCCAUUUUGCUGUUAUGAAGAUAUGGUUUUGGAAAAUUUGGACCAAUUUGAUCAAAUUUAAAUAGUACUAACUCUCCUUCAUGUAUGUGCAAUAAUCUAUGAACGGUAUAUUAUAUCUUUUUUAUAUUUUAGAAAUGUUGUUAUUGUUGACAAGAUGGCUGUCUGGUUUGAUAGUGACCAUAUUCAAUUUUCUGUUUAAGAUUUCUGGUCCUUGAUCUAUUUGAAAAUGACUCUUUUUGUCAUUUCCGUGCACUUAAAUUUAUGAACCAUUUAGCAAAUACUUUUACCAUUUUGAUGUGUUGUUACUGAAAAAAUGAUGUUAAGUUUGAUGUUGAUGAUUUUUGGCUUUUCAUUGUUCAGGAGUUCCCUUAAUUGCUGUACCAAGUCAUGAAUAUGACAGUUGUUGUCCUCUCAUGUGAUGUGUUUUAUCAUUUGAUUUUGUCAUUUGAGGAGGGACUUUCUGUUUUUUUGUGAUUUUACUUUUUACUAUUAAAUUAUUUAUCAUGGACUGCUGUCACUUUGAUAGCUUCUUUUUUUGAAAAAGCAAAGAUCUUAUUCUUUAAAAAUUCUGACAAUUUAAAGUCUUCUCUGUUAACCUUCUUUUGAUAUAAUGAUUAAAACACAUAUUCUUGACCUAUGAUCAUAGAUGUUUGUGUUUACCGAUUUUCUUUUGUCAAGGUAUAUAUUGAAACAAUCAAAAAUUACAUAUUUUACUUGCUUAUUUAAUUAUCACAGACAAUCCUGCAUACCUUUAGGUAUCAAGGGAACUCUACCAACAGGAAUUGAGGAGUAGUUGCUUCAACAAGUCUAUAUUUAUAAAUUUAUAAUUUGUACUUAUUUUUGUUAUAUUUACUUAUCAUUUAAUUACAUAUCACUCAAACUAUAAAGGUUGUUUUCUGAAAAGUUAAAACAUGUUUUACAAAUAUAUUUACACAAAUUACAAUUAACAGUUUAAUCAGUUUUGUUUUACAUAUUUUUUGCUAUUCAAUUUUUUUCAAGGGAAAGGUUGUGGUUUUUACAAGUGCUUAUUGUAAUGUGAAAUAUUUUACAAUUUAUUUGUUUUACUGUUACUAUCAUUGGUUGUAUUCAUAUUUUAUCAUAUGUUUAGUAGUAAAUACUGUAGUUUUGCAUAUGUGAUAAAUAGCCUGCUGUUUAAUCCAUAUCGCGCAACUUUGAUGCGGUGCUUUGCUUUUGCGCCAAUUGGCAUUUCAUUUGCAGCAAAAAAAUAUUUCAUUUGCGCCACAAACCAUAUUUCAUUUGAGCCAAAAACUAAAUCUUUCAUUUGCCCCAAUAUUACAGGUAAAUACAGGUAAUAAUAGUAUAAAACAUUAAAUUUUUUAAAAAGUCUUUUAAUAAAAAGAAAGUUUUAAACUUAUUCCUCAGAAAUCAGUUAUCAUAAAAUCAUACAAGUUAUGCUUAAACCUCAAUAAAAUCAUAUAAGUUAUGCUAAAACCUCGAUAAAAUCAUAUAAGUAAUGCUAAAACCUCGAUAAAAUCAUACAAGUUAUGCUAAAACCUCGAUAAAAUCAUACAAGUUAUGCUAAAACCUCAAUAAAAUCAUACAAGUUAUGCUAAAACCUCAAUAAAAUCAUAUAAGUUAUGCUAAAAAUUGUUUUGCUGUCCGUAUCAGUCGCAAUCCUGGCUUUACAGAUUUUUUUGGUACACCUGAAGGAUUUGUCUCCAUUUUUUAAAACAUUUGAUAACCUAUAUAUGUGGUCAUCAAAUAUUAACAGAAUUAUUUCCUCUGUUUGUCUCAGAUUUGACUAUGUCCAUCUUGACACCUCACACUGGACUGGUCAUGUGAGCACUAUAUAUAUAAUUAUUACCUUAGUGACUCUCAGUUUUGUAUUAGAAAUGAGUAUGAACUCACACAUGUAUCCAGGGGGAGUUAUGUACAAACAAAAAACAAAAUAAAUCGUAAAUAAUCUUUAACUUUUCCGUUAUAUUACCUGUCAUACCUGUAAAAUGGCACAAAUGAAGGUGUUUUUUUGGCGCAAAUGAUAUAUAACCUUGUGGCGCAAAUGAAAGGUUUUGAUUUUUUAAAAAUUGGCGCAAAUGAAAUGCGCUCCUUUGAUGGGCACCCUUUAUCGCAUACCCUUUAUCACACACCUACCCUUUAUCGCACCCCUUCCCUUUAUAACACCCCUACUUUUUUUUUCACUUUUUUUUUUAUUACAUGAAGUCAGUUUUAUUUUUGAUUUUGUCCAAGAAAAAUUUUCCUCAAAAUAUGUCAAUUUUUUGAUUGACGUCAUUGUUUGGUAUGUGACGUCACUUACGUCAGUAUGUCAAGUUUUCAUAUUUUUGGCACACUAAAUGCAACUAUAAAAAGUACAAAACACACAAAUAAAUACAAUAAUAAACAAAAUAUUUUUAUAAAACAACAGCACACAAAUUGUAAGGUGCUUCGGAUAAGUAAUUGAGCAGUUCUUUUAAGGCCUUUGAAACAAAACAAAAGUAGAACUGAAGGUAACCCAGUGCUAUGGAUCAGAAAACAGUUCAUAUAAUAUAAUACUCUUCUGAUGAAAUAUAUGAUAAAGUGUAUAAUACAUAGCUCUUGGGCUGAUAUUGAUGUCUCGGGAUGAUACGACAUAUGAUACAGAUUUUGCCAUGUAUUAUUCUCUAUUUAUGAUAUAUUUCCCUAAUAUGUACUAAAAAUCAAGAUGUAGACCAACAACAGAGAGAUAAUCUGAAAUACUUUAGCAUACUUCUGUUUAUGCAUUAUUUCUAGAGUCUGAAAUUUUGCUCAAACACAUCUGUAGAAAUUAUCAUUUACAUAUCUAGUUGUGAUUUGAAAAAUUUUCAAUGGAUAGGAAAAUGAAAUUAUAGAGAUAGGCAUACUCAGUGAUGGAGAGUAAAAACAAGGAGAGAGAUCCUCACUCUUUGGUAAAUGAUAAUAAUUUUCUCUAAUUCUAUGGAAAAAUAUCCCUUUCUGAAACCCAUUGUAUAAAAAAAUUUAAUCAACUUGUGGUUGCUGGUGAUCUCAGAAGAUGAUUGGCUGAGUCAAAGGGUCAUGACCUUUCUCAGCUCCCUGAAAUGACCAAAAUGUUCUAACAGGUGUUAAUGAAAUUGACAACUUCGUGGAAAGUGGAAGGCACUAGAAGGGGAUUUUAUUUAAGAAAAAAGAAAAAUUUAUCUUUUACUCAUUAGAGAAACAGAUUAUUACAUAGUAAAGCGUGGAUUAUCGGAUUUAUUCAAUCUCGAUAGUUAAAUUAUAAAUUUUAAAGUCCUUGGAGAGGCUCAGACUUUAAAAUUGAUAAUUUAACUAUCUCGAUUGGAUAAAUUCAAUAAUCCACUUGUCUCAAUGUAAUAAUCUAUAUGUCUCAUUGGUGCAUCCUCUAUUUUUCUCUGUGCAAUUUACAAAAUGCCAUUAAGCCCUCAUUAAAUAUCAAUAAAAAUUUUCAUUAUUGUCAUGGCCAUUUUAUUUUUAUAAAAAAAAUUGUUUUUCCAUAUAACUUAUUGUAAAUUUUGAUAAUUUAUGCUCAUAUCAAUUUGUUAAUUGGUUGUCAGUUUUUAUAUCAUUUUCAUUGUUUGUAUAACAGAGCUUGAGCUAUUUAAAAAGAGUUCUGAAUAUUAUUUUUUUGUAGUCUUAUCUACAACAUUUUUUUUGCAAUUGUUUAUUGUUUUCUAUUUAUUUUACAAUUGAUGGUGACAUUUUCUUUGAAUGCAAUCAUGGUAAUGAGAUUUGAACAAAUAUACUGUGAUAGAUUUAAAACUGAACUUUUGGUUUAGACAUUUUGUAACACAGAAUAUUUUUAAGAUUUAUUGUUAAAUGAUUUCUGCUUCCAUUUAGUCCAAACAGAUUUUAUUAAUAUUUAAAAGCAAAAUUAUUGAAAUACUUCUUUGUAAAUCAUCACACAAUAUGUGCUUAAGAAAAUCGAUUUCCUAAAUUUUGCUGUUAAAAAUUAAAUAAUGGAAUUGAAAAAUGUUUGCAUUAAAAACACAGAAAGCAGAGGAAUAUGAUUGCAAUACAUUUUUCAGUUCAAGACUUUUCUUUGUUUUGAUUUAAAUAUUAGUUUGGAUACUAUAGAAUGGGAGUAUUUUUAUAUUACAAAGACAUUCAUUCAAUUAUUGAUGUGUAAAUAAUAUCAAUCUAAAAGUUUUCUGUAAAUUUGUAAUAACUAAGCCAACUUUUGGGGAUUUUAUAAUCUGUUUAUAGUGUGUAAUACUCUUAAUGUUAAACAUAGUCCCAUUUCAUUGUGUUUAAAAAAUGAAAGUUUGUUAUGUCUUUUUAUAAUGCAAUAUAUUUUGUCUGAAACCUGAAUAAUAUACAUAACUUUUUUUUAUCAGUUUCUUCAUAUAUAUUGUCUACACAAGAAAGAUUUUUUAAUGCUGAAUUUACAACAUACAAUUUAUAUCAAGGAACAAGUUUAGUUUUUGUAUUGGCCAGUAAUUGUUCAACAAGGAUUUCUAAUAAAAUAUUAAAAAGGAGUAUCAAUACUUCAGUUCUCAAUUUUACUCUAAAUACUUAAAUUUUAAGUUUUUUAUAUACUGCUGGGAUUGAUUUGCGUGUUUUAUACACUGUAAUUAAGUUAAAGAGAAUAAAGUAACCAAAAUUCACAAAGUUCUAUACAAAGAUGACUAUUUGCCUUUAUGUUUAUACAGGAGAAAUAAGUCAAGAACCUAUGGUGUUGUUAACUAGGUACGGUGAUUAAAGAUAAAUCAUUAUUUGCAAUGAAAUAAAAAGCAAUAAAAAAAAAAUUCUACAUAAUAUGCAUGUGUAUUUUGGUUUUCAUGUCUCUACAUAAAUUUCUUAUGAAUUUUAAUAAACCUGUGGAGAGUUGUCUCAUUGUCAAUCAUACCACAUCUUCUGUUUUUAUAUUUGUUUAAUAUCUAUUUUCAAAAUUAUGUCCUGAUACAUAUAAAAUUAAGAGAUCCCGUUUUUUUGUUAUACUUGAGUCAUGUUAUCUCUGAACUUUGUUUUUUCUCAUAUUAGUAUUUUUGUCUUUAACCCUUAUUGAUCAAAAGAAAUCCUCUUUGUUUUCUUUACAUUUGAAAUUAAGUUAGUUGUUAU
Molecule: messenger RNA, 7674 nt
Organism: Mytilus trossulus (common blue mussel)
Lineage: Eukaryota; Metazoa; Mollusca; Bivalvia; Mytilida; Mytilidae
Product: solute carrier family 2, facilitated glucose transporter member 10-like
Exons: 15
Coding region: 524-2242 (572 amino acids)
Biological process (GO): D-glucose transmembrane transport
Cellular component (GO): membrane
Molecular function (GO): symporter activity
Source: RefSeq, a predicted model, not a curated record